AUUAUGUAACGAAAGCUUCAUGAUAGAUCAAGUUCCACAGCAGAGACCAAUAUACGUCGAAAAGAACUUGUCGAUCAAACUUACGACAAAAUCUUCUUCUGUGAUGAUCGAGAACGAAUGCAAUAAGAAUUAUAACAAAUCAAAAUUGAAAAUAAUAAGCUCGUGAAUGAGAAUACUAAAUUGAAAACUUAAAUUAUAUUAUUUGAUAAAGAUCUUGUUAGGUAUGAAAAAUUAUGUGGAGGAUCAAUAAAUAAAUCCUCUGAUUUACUCUUAAUUCAACUUCGAAAACAUAACAAGGAAUUGUCAUUAUAAUUAAAGGAAAAAAUUGAAAUGAUUGAGCACCUCAAAAGGAGUGCUAAAAUAACUAAAAUCGCUGAGCUUGAAUGUGAGAACAAAGUCUAAAUUGAAGAAUAUGCUAAAUUGAAAUCUUCCUAUGAAAAUGCUAUUAAAUAAAUAAAUGAUUUGAAUCAGAAAAUAUUGUGGUUCCAAACACUUUAAGUUGACAUUUAAAAAUUAUAAAGACUCAACGAAACUAAUUCAAACGAGAACAAAAAUUUGAAUACAAAAAUCUAAUAGCUUGAAGAGAUGCUAAAACAAUAGCAAGUAAAAUUUUACUUAGUAUUCAUAGAUUUUGAAUAAGACUAAUAUUUAGUAACAUGAAAAGAAGAUUAAUAUCUUGUAAACAUAAAACAAGAAGUUAAUCUCAGAAAAAACUAAUUUAAAAGUCACUAUAAAAAUGCUUUAAGAUAGAGAAAAAGCAUUUGUAAUUUUAAAGAAACCUUCUUCCCACUAAAAAUUAAGUGCUUUUCUUUAAUUAAUUUUACACGAAUUAAAGUUUAAAUUGAUACUGAGAGGUAUAACAGUAAAACAAUUAACUGAAAUGUUUGAUGGUUUAAAAUAAUAAGCCAAGGAAUAGAAUGUGUAAAUUAAAUUGGAUGAUUUUCAUCAUAUACUGAGUCAGUAAUAAUAUGGGUAUUAAAUUAGGGAACCAUUUUCUUUUACUGAUAAUAAAAAGAUUCUUUAAAUUCUCAACUGUCUUACUGGUAGUGGAGAUAUUCUGAUUGAAUAAUUUUUAAAUCUGAUUAGUACAUAUGAGACAUUUAAUAAUUUCGAUUUUGAGUAGGAAUAAGUAAAUAUGCAAGAAUAAUUAAAUAAAAAUAAACAGAAGAUUUUAGAUUAUUGGAACACGAAAUAAGUAGUGGAUUACUACGAGGUAUAGAAGAUGAUAAAUUCUGUGGGGCUACAAUUCAACAAUUAUAGUUAAUUAUUUUACAAUUUGAAUGUAAAAAUAAUGAAAUACAAAGUUAUUUGAAAAAUCGAAUGAGGACUUACAAAAUAUAAAAGUGUCAGAUACAUUAGAUCCAUUUUUAGAUGAGGAUUAAGAAAUCUUAGAAUUUAAUGGAUUAAAAAAGCAAAGUAAUUAACCACCGAGAAUAUCGGAAGUUUCAGACGAGGAACAUUAUGAGUAAUAUGAUUAAUGA
Molecule: messenger RNA, 1481 nt
Organism: Paramecium sonneborni
Lineage: Eukaryota; Ciliophora; Oligohymenophorea; Peniculida; Parameciidae
Source: the annotation of a GenBank genome assembly